AUUCAAGAUGGCAGACUCACCUCACAUAUCAUGUGGCAGAGACUUCUUUUCUGUGCCAGAUUUAUCUCAAGCGCUGAGCUCUAGCGCGUCAGAUAAGUAAGCAAGUUUUUCUAUUGUUGUUUGUGUUUACUGUAGUGAGAAAUUUGAAAGUUGAUUGCUUUUGUGAAAGAGUUGAGAGCACAUUUUGUGUGCAGAGGAGUGACCAGUGAAUGAAUGAAAUACUUUAUAGCCUUUAUAGGUUGUGUGAAUGAUAAAUAUAGUACUUUGCUUAUUUCAGUUCUGUUAGGAGCUAAGGAAUAUACUGUGAAACCACGCCAUACGACCACCUUGUUAAUACAACAGCCCCGAUAAUACAACCACUUUUCAGAACAACACCUAAGUUUAAAUUUUUGUCAAGAUCUGAAGACCCUGUUAAUACGACCACCUCCAUAGCUGAAUUCAUAUUAGAAGACGGAUUUCCGUCUAAGACGGGAAACUCGUGUGACUGAUUUCCGUCUGGUAUAAGUAUGAAAUGAAAACCAUCGGAUGGAUAAACCCGAAAAAAUAGGAGACCCUCCAUCCCAGUCUCUUUUAAACGUUACGAGCAGAAACCCAUCUUGAUUUAUUCGUCUGAUAUAAGACGGAUUUCCGUCUAAGACGAGAAACUCGUCUAACUUUCCCGUCGUUCAGACGGGAAAGUUAGACGGAAAAGUUGAGACGGAAAACCUGCUGUUAACUGAAUUUAUAUCAAGACAAGUUUAUUGGUUUCCUGUCUUAGACGGAAAUCCAUCUUCUAAUAUGAAUUCAGCUAUUAAUACGCCCACCUUUUGAUGUCCCCAACUCUUCAAUAUGAUCACUUAAAUACAAAAUAAUGCCCUGUUGGUCAUUUAUGUAGUGAAGAUAAGCAUAAUUUAACAUAUCAUAGUGAAACAAUUGAACAGUAAAUUGGAUUAAAAGAAAAGUGUAAACUUGACAAGUGUUUUUCAAAUAUGUUAAAAAACAUUUACAGCACAGAUGUAAAAAAAACAUCCAUGCCGUAAUUUGAUCCGUAAUUUGAUCCAAUAGGCCAGGAAAUUAUAUAUGAAGUAACAAAUUUUACAUUUAGAUUUCAUUUUAUCUGUCUGCCAAUUGCCCACCCGAGAUUCAAGCGAGAGUAUAUUAAACCAGUAUGUUUGAGAAGUCGACCAUUUACCAGGUCGGACUUGCUUCUUCCAAGUCAAGGUAAGGUUACAAAUUCCUCAUAAUGAAAUAGCUUUUUACUUUACCAAAAGUAAAAUGAAAUUAGGUCUGUUAAUAGUAUGGGAUUGGAGAGUUUGAAAAUGCACCAGAGAGAUCAAAUAGGUCAUUCAUACAUAACAUGCCAUUCACAUAACAUGCCAUAACAUGCCAUUUGCUUGAUAUUCCACAUGUUUUCUUGCAUCUAGCAUCUUACAAACCAAACCCUUGUAUGUUUUUUCAACUAAACUAUUUGUUUCAUUAUUUACCAAAGACUGGAAUACAUUAGUUGUUGGCAAGGUGUCACCAUGGAUCAAUACAGACUCCAACGAUGAUGUAGAAAGAAAAAAUUCUGAGCAAGUAUGUUGCUUGAAAUGAUGUAAACAGAUUUUUAUGUGUGAAGCAUUAUAAUUCUUUUAUAGCCAAGCUAUGUACUUGUCUUAAUUUUUUUAUGUAAUAUGGUCCUAAAAUAUUGUGUGAUCAGAUACAGUCCAAAUUUGAAAUUUUAUACAUUUUCAAUAAGUACAUCCAGUUAGAUACUAGCAAGUUGAAAUUUGGGAUCUAUUAGAUCUGUGCAGUUCCAGAAUUUUUAUCCCAGUUCCGAUUUUGUUCUUUUGAGGGUUGAAUGACCUUGGUUUGGUAUCGGUUUUGGUAUUUUUGGAAUAAGAACAAUUCCAAGCAUUUGCUCAAUAAAUUUUAAAAUAUGACAUGUCUUUGUUUGCUCUCAGAAUGAAAAUAAAAAAAUCUUUCUUUGGCACACAUUUUGAUGAGCAAUCUAGUAUCUAUCCACAAAAUCUAGUAUCCCAUCCUAGAAAUGACAAGGGCACAAAGUUUGACAAAUUAAGAAACAAACAGUGGAAAUAUCACAGACUGCACUUCCUAGCCACCACCAUGUGCCCAGUUUAUAGACUUGCUGUUGUUUCAUGGCUGACCCACUGGGCAGGGAUUGAUCCAGCAUGAUCUGAUAGGGGGUGCUCUGCCGGCUCUGGUGCCGAGUUGUGUCGGUCAUGUGUGCUGCCCGUCCAUCAACUUGCUUCACUACUGCAAAGUCUUGCUUGACGACUGUAUUUGAAUUGUAAUUGUUGUUCACAGUUUGCUUAUCAUCACAUUAUUACUCAAAUUACUAUAUCUCAUUUUGUCUCUAAUAUUUUUUUGCUUUAUCAUGAAAAAUAGCACCCCUCCCCUGCACCCCCUCUGGCCAGGCUAGGUGGUGUACACCCCCCUCCCCCCCAGUAAAUCCAUCCCUGCCACUGGGUGAAGACAUGUACACAGUUGUACCUAUUUUUUCCUUUUUAUCCAGGCUUUAUUGCAGGAGAUUGCUUAUGCAGUUCAUCUUGGCUUGCCAGCAAUCAUGGUUAACCUUACCAAGCAACCAUGUACCAAUCUUGCUGCACUUAUUAAUGGAAUUUGCUUUGACUCACAUGUUCAACAGGUUAAAAGCUUUUCUUGAUUUUGAAAUUGUUAUAGAGACCGUUGCAAUGUAAUGGGGAGUGUAAGGCCAUGCUUAUUUAUUUGUUGGAUUGUGGAUGUCUCGACCUGUGUGCAUACUGUAUAAAUGCUGCCCAUUAGACCUUUUCAUCCAGACUUCUGCAAUAUCUUUUAAUUUACUUAGUUUUGGAUUCGAGUUCCAAUGCAAUCCCCAGCAAAUGAAAUAGAUAACUCAUUAUUCGAAGACGGCAAUAAACAACAAGUAAGGAAAAUGUUUUGUAAAGCCUUCACUCUGCUGAUUUUCAAACAAAACAUGAUAAUAUAUUGGAAAAUACAUUGCAAAAUAUUGCCCCAUAGUAUGUUGUGAUUCGUUAUGAUUUUAAUUUUGUUUGUAGACGAAUUGUGAAGUAAAUAAUGAUACUUGGGAAUGGUAUGUUGGAAUUAAAAUUAAAUGUUAUUUCUCAUGAGAAAAAAUGCGAAAGUUUGAAUGCUUUUGGAGCUUAAGCAGGGUUCGUAGAGCGGUCUUUGAAAUACUUGAAAGUCUUUAAAUUUGAAUUCAGGUUUUAAGGUUUUUGAAAAGUCUUUGAAAAGUCUUUGAAUUGUGUGAAAAAGCGAAGAAAGUCUUUAAAAAUCUUGAAAUUCUUUAGUGCGGAGUAUUUGAUUAUACGAUUUCCUAGCUAAUAAAAUAGAUUGAUUGAAGCAAUUUUUCGCAAAUAUCGACGAAAAGGUGCAUUUUAGGAUGUGAUUUGACGGGACUAAUUACCAGGUAAAAAUGGUGCUUACAGUCGCAAUUUUUCGACAGCUGAUUGCUCUCAAAGGUCUUUGAAAAGUCUUUGAAAAUAGGCGGAAAAAAUCUUUGAAAGUCUUUGAAUAUUUUUGGUCUUGGAGACUACGAACCCUGUUAAACUAUUGAGGGUUUGGUCAACACGGAUGCAGUGGUGCCUAAAUUACUUUGAAUUUGUACUCGAGUAAAAGUAGAAGUAAUUAACAAUAAAACAACUUGAGUAAGAGUAAAAAAUACUGGAAGCAAAACGUACUUAUUUAAUAAGUAAAAAGUACAAAGUAAAAGUACUAUUGUCUGUACCGUGUAAGGGGGGGAGGGGGGACUUCUCCAAUGGAUUAACAUACAAAAGACACAAAACAGCACACACAUUAUAUGCGUGCACCGAAUAUACAAUAUUUCACAGCAUGGUCUACUUUCCAGACCCCGUUGAAGAGAGAAGAAAUCCAAUAAUGCUUAUAUAAGUAAGCCAAAAAAACAAGAGAACCCAGAUGCGUGUAGAGGUCCUAUUACCUAUCCCAAAAUUAAAAUAAAUCAGAAAUAAUUACGUAAAAUUAAACAAAAGUUAGAAAGUGACGAAAUACUUCGCCACAAAAUGAAAAUAACGAAGUAAAACGUUACUUCUUAAAACGACUUCGUUCCAAGUGAAAGUAUACUCCAGAAAAAGUUUACUUUGUUACAUGCUGACUUCUCAAAAAUAGUACUCAAGUACAGUAACGAAGUACAUUUACUUCGUUACUCAACACUACUGCACGGAUGUCAGAUUGCCGAGGGACUGACUGGAUUACAGACUUUGUUUGUGUCAGUUUGUGGUAAUCUUAAACACAUACAGUAAAACAUAAGAUUUUUAAAGUUUUUUUGCUUCCUUACACGAGUGCUAUGAUGCAAAAUGCGGCCAAAAUUAACUAUACCAAUUUUCGGCUGACGUCUGUGUUGACAUAAACGUUGCUUGUUUAAAAUUAAAUUAAGCUCACUAAUGUCUUCUUGUACAUUUAGGUGGAACUCAUUUAGAACAUUAUGUCAUAACACGAGAAAAGUUGGUCUAGGUAAGAAUAUCUUGCUCACAAGCAGAAUAGAAUUCACAUUUAUAUAUGUGUACUAAACUAACCAGCCUAAUGCUUGUUGAAAAAACCCAACAGCUUUAGAAAUUGGCAAGGAGUUACCAACACCACGGGAAGUGAAGAGGUGGCUUGGUGAACCAAUAAGAACACUGAUUAUACCGACGAAAAUAUUCCUUUCAAACAAGAAAGGUAAGAAAAUGUCAGAACAGUUGGGUAUCAUCAAGUACUGUGGUAUCAUGCAAGAAAGUGGGGAAGUUUCAAUGAUAGCUCAAAGUGAAAAUUUGAAUUUUUUGGUUACUUGGAGUCUACACUUCGUAAGAAAGUUUUUCUGUAAAAUUGAAACAGUGAUAGCCAUUCAUCUCUGUGUCAAAUACCCUUUUAAUUCAAUGUUUUGAAAGAAACUUUGUAGUAAUUGUAUAUAAUGAAGGGCAAAGGUGGAUGAGUUGCAUGUACAGUCAUAAUUCAUUAAUACACUGAUUAUUCCUAUAAAUUGUUCAUACCUGCCUGUCUCGUAAAGCUUACAGAAAUCCAUUGCCAAAACAAUUGUCCAAAAUUUUAAAAAUGUGUUUGAAAUGUUUCAUAUCUAUAGGAUACCCUGUUUUAUCACGACCACACCAACAAUUUAUAAUACAGCUGUUUAAGGUAGGUCAAUGUCCAUUUUGAAAAUUUUUGAAAAUUGGAAACGCUAAUUGUCCUAAUUGACAUAAUGUGUUAUAAAAACAGCGUGAUAUAUAUGUCUUUUGUUUUAGUUUAAUGUUCAAUUCGUUAUUUCUGGAUCAAACAAAAUGCUUGACAAAGGAAUGGCUACAUAUUAUCAGUAUCUUGAUCACCUCUAUAUAGUACGUAUGUCAAGUUAAUAUUCGUUCAGGUUUCUGUUGCAGAUCUGCGAAUAAAUUGUAACAACGUUGUUGUCAAGCCGAUAUCAGGAUGCGUUUGCUUACGUUCCCAAUUGUUUUGACAAGUCUGGAACAAGCUGUCAUCACCUUGUUACAAGGUUGAUGAAUGAUGACGUAACCGACGUGAUACAAAUUGUUCCAACAAGACUAAUACAGGCUGUUCGUAACAAGUUGCUACGAACUUGUUGUCAUCAACUUGUAACGCGCAGACGAUAUCAGACUUGUUGGAACAACUUGUUGCGAUUCCGUUGGCCUCAACAACUGGGAACAAGCAGUGCGAACAUAUCUUGUUGACAAGCUGUGAAAUCUUUACACGUGUAUGCGGUUACUUGCGUGACGUUUAAGUUUGUAUCAGUGAACUCCAUGUCUUUUAUAAAGAGGCGAAGUUAAAAUAAUUCUUUUUCUUCAGACAAAACCACCUCUGGAUUGCUAUGGUCAAUUCUCAAAAGGCUAUGAAGAUUAUUUACAAUGCCCUUUACAGGUGCAAUACAAUACAUGUCAAUGAAUUACACUAAAGAGAACCUAUUCGAAGAUAUCUUCCAAAUCCAUCACUCGUGUUAAACCCGUGUUAAUUUAACUCCUUCGUGGAGUUAAAUUAGGGAGCGGUCAUUAUUUAUGGCAGGGGGUGGCCCCGAAGAGAAAAGGGUUUGGUAAACAAAAUUUUGAGUGAGUAAAACGUUGGGUAAAUGAAAAAGAAAACAACUCUAGAGUUGGGUAAUAAAAAUUUAUUGUAAUUUCCAAAGCAUGACUCACUGAAAUAUUGGAGACUAAAAAGCAAUGUCAACAGUCAUAUGUCAAUACAAUACGUGAAUUAAUCAGAGUCAUUAUCUUGACCAUUUUCCGAUUUGUUGGGGGACAAAUGUUGUCUCCAAAGAAAGUACAUGGGCAGACAACAUGAAACUUUAGACUGUGGAAAAUUUCACAGAAGUGGUAAAGGACAUGUGUCACAACUGAAUGGUAUCCUUUUGUAAAGUUUUGUAAAGCCAGGGGUGGGUAUUUAUUUUUUAAUUGAUAUUUGAGGUUGGGUAAUCAAAUUUUUGACUUUUUAAUGGUUGGGUCAGCAAAAAUUUUGCCACGAAAAACAUUUCUCUUCGGUGCCACCCCCAGACAUCAAUAAUGACCGGCCCCUUAGGGCUUAUCUGGCGCAGUCUCAGAGCAAGUGCCUUUCCUAUGCAAGAUCAUGAGUUCGAUUCUCUCUGCGGACUCAUGACACUUUGAGAAAAGAGUCAGUGAACGCUCUACGGAAAAUCGUGGUUUUUCUCAGGUACUCGGGUUUCUUUCCACAGGGCAUGUUUACAUGAUGGGUUGGCCCUAAUUGGAUAAGCCCCUAACUAACCCUUGCACCGUAGCUGUACUCCGUGAUCAGACAUGAAUCAUAAGGUGACUGCAAGAGGCGCCUUCAGGAAGCCUUCGACUCUACCAGGUUGAGCUGCGUCCUUAUCCAGCUUAGGUCUCAGUACGGAUGGUUAGCACACCGCCACUUACUAUGUAUCACUCUUACUUUUAGCCACUCAUGGACAAUCUUGAAUCACAAACUUACGAAGUGUUUGAAAAAGACCCAGUCAAAUACAACCAAUAUCAAGAGGUAUUUACAGUAAAUAUCAACAAUAUCAGCUUCCUUCUCGUGUAAUUCAUUGUGCUAUUGAUGGUAUUGUUUCAGGCUGUUCGUCGAGCAUUAGUAGACAGAGUACCGGAGGACAAAAAAGAUUCCGUAACAACGUAAGUUCGUUUGAAUCAUGAGCGGAUUUACUGGGGGGUUUAGGGCGGUUAACCCUCCCCGCCCCCCCCCCUAGAAUCUCUCUAAUCACUCUUAUAAAGUGUUCAACCCCACCGAAGUUUACCCCUCCUAUUUUGUGUGAAAGUCUUUAACCCUAACGCCUAACACCUACCGAAACUCGCUCAGUGGUACCGCUUGCACCCCACUAGAAAUUUUUCCACCCCCUCCUUUAAAAAAAAAUGAAAAUCCGCCUUUGGUUUGAAUGAUGGGUAAAUAUUAUUAUAUACCAAGUGUCAAGGUUCAUGUUUUCUUGCAUCUCAUUGAAUGAGAACCAACUAUAUGUAUACAUUUUUUGUUAAUUACGUCAUGAAUAUUUCUUUAACCUGGGAGCCUCGCUCUCAUGAAUCAAGACAAAAGGUGAUUGGCUUAUGAUUCAUGGGAAUGAGGCUGCCGUGCCAAGGAGAUAUUUAUGACGUAAUUAUAAUUUCUUUCGCUUCAGUAUUUUAAUGGUGGUUGGCGCGGGUCGUGGUCCAUUAGUGAGAGCGUCGUUCGCUGCGAGUCAAGCCUGUGGUCGCGGUAUUAAAGUCUACGCUAUUGAGAAGAAUCCGAACGCGAUUGUAACGUAUGUUUGUGUGUUUAUUUUAAUCGAAAAUCGAGAAACAAACGAGCGAAAGAACGAGUGUGGGAGAAACUAGCAUGGGUACGAGGUUGGCCCAGGGCCAGAUCUACCGUGGGGGUGCAGGGGGGGGGGUGCGCACCCACCUAGAGAAGUCCAGCACCACCCUAAAAACUGCUCUCAUACAUGUUUUGCCUUUACGAAUAGCGGUUAGCGCGUGUCGAUUUCUUGAAACGAUUUAAUUGAUGUGUGAGCUCACGAGAAAAUACUCAGAAUUAAAUAUAUGGUUAAAUAUACAAACAUGUCGAGGUUGUUAUACAGACAUAUUUUCAAAUGUACUGUACUUUAACAAGCACAUUUACUGUACUCUGCUACAGCAACUGUCCAGUUAACAAAACAACGUUUUCUGUGUUUUUAGAUUACUAACAUUGAAACAGGAGGAAUGGGGUGAUAAAGUCACAGUCGUAUCAUCUGAUAUGAGAGAUUGGACGGCUCCUGAAAAAGUAAAAACUUGAUUAGUCUGUGGUUGCACAAAAAUACCAGGGGUAAUACCUUAUUCCUUGUUUUGACAGGCGGACAUCCUUGUCAGUGAGUUGCUGGGAUCGUUCGGAGACAAUGAACUUUCACCAGAAUGCUUGGAUGGCGCUCAACGAUAUUUAAAAGGUAUUUUAAAAAUGACUGCAUGUCGACAAUGCUGUUGAAAUAAUAUAAUUUGAAAACGUUUUAAGAAAACAUUUCGCCCAUACAUUUUGACGAAUUUUUAUCGUAUAAAUACCUUCUUCUAUAUUCUGUAGAUGAUGGUAUUUCAAUCCCAGAAUCCUAUACAUCAUACUUGGCUCCUCUAUCGUCAGCAAAACUUCACUAUGAAGUAUCGCAGUGCAGAGAACCUAACAAAGGACCACAGGUGUGCAUGCAUGUAUAUAGAAAAUGCAAUAGACCUUAUGCAUAAUGACGUCACAAGGCUUGAUGCCCGCGAGGAAUGCUGGUCUUAGUAGUCUUCUAAAUGGCCACUAUCGGAAAUUUUCCCGGUCAAUGACUACUAAGACCAGUACUCCUCGCGGGCAUUAAAAGUUGUGACGUCAUUGUGCAUAAGGUCUAUUCACAGGCACACAGAAAACUUACAACUAUACAUAUAUUUAUUUCAGGCACCGUUUGAGACACCAUACGUUGUUAGAUUAUGCAAUGUUGACAUCGUAGCCGAACCAAAACCUUGUUUUCAUUUUUCACAUCCUAAUAAAGGUAAGACCUGGGAUGGAUUUACUGGGGGGUGGGCACCCCCCCCCCCUAGCCCUAGCCAGAGGGGGUGCAGGGGGGGUGCUAUUUUUCAUGUUAAAGCAAAAAAUUAUUAGAGACAAAAUGAGAUACAGUAAUUUGAGUAAUAACAAGAUGAUAAGCGAACUGUGAACAACAAUUACAAUUCAAACACUGUAGUCAAGCAAGACUUUGCAGCAGUGAAGUAAGUUGAUGUGCGGACGGCACACAUGACCGACACAACUCGGCACCAAACUGGGUAAGACGUAGGUUGGGUAUUUAUUUUUGGGUGGCCCUAGUUCAAUUAGGCCCGCCCCAAUAUAGAGCCUGCUCAUAGGCUAUGACCUAGGAACGAAGGAGCCACUUGCCUUUUGCCUUCAGCCAGGGCGCUAUAAAACACGGGCGGUGAAACGCGCUAAUAAAUGGCCGUGCUACGUGUGAUGCACAUUAGGAUUGGCGCGAGCGCGCUUUCUCUAAAAAAAAUCAGAAAAUCGCGUACAAGAUGGCAACAAAAAAAUGUAAACAAGCAAACGAGAAAACAAAGGAUUUAAAUGCUAAGUAAUUAUGUUUCGUUAAUUAAAAUUUGAAAUAUUAUUUAAUAAGUUAUAUCACAUGUAAUAGCUUGUGUUGUUUGUUACUGAACACUCGUUGAAAGAAAAUAUCAGGGCAAAAAUUUUACUCGAGCGAUGAAAAUAUUUGCAAAAUUUAAAGCGCAGACGUAUUUAAUUAAAAUAAUGGUUUCUCCUUGUUGAGAUAGGUUGAGAUAAAUGUGAACACACCAAACUAUAGACAUUUAACUUGGCUUUAUCUCUCAAGUAAAAUUGAACGGGGCUUUUUUGUGCUUUUUUCAUAAAACGGAGAUAUCUUGCAGCCUUUUAUAUAUAGUUUUCCGUAUACUCCGCACAACAAUAGAUUCGCGACUACUACACUUACUUAUGCAGAUAAUACGAUAUUUAAACAGCACAAAUUUUCAAUUAUCAUUUGAACGAAAUCACUUCCUGCCUCAAAUACAUACUAUAAAAGUUUAGUGAAGUAUCUAGUAUCAGCUUAUAUAGUUAAAAUUACUAUCUAUUUCACAUGCAAAAUGAACGAAGCGAUUGUUGAGGAAAAGACAUGCAUUUUGAACUCGAUUUUGACGACAUUUUUUCUUUUUUGACAAAGCGCGGACGUAUUUAAAAUAGUGUUUUCUCCUCGUUGAGAUAGGUUGAGAUAAAUUUGAACACACCAAACUAUAGACAUUUAACUUGGCUUUAUGUCUCAAGUAAAAUUGAACGGUGCUUUUUUGUGCUUUUUUCAUAAAACGGAGAUAUCUUGCAGCCUUUAUAGUUUUCCGUAACACUGUCACUGCAAUGUCAACGACUGCAGUCACACGAAAAAAAUUCACGCUGAAUAUUUUUGGAGUGUCGGCGGCAGUUAUACCAAUAAUAGAAAUCAAAUCAGUUAGUUAAAAACAUUUUACAAUGAACUUUCAAUGGAUUCUGAGCAGGCCGGCUGGUCAACACAAAAACGGUUAUAUAUUUAAGUUUUCAAAUUGUCGAGCAAAUUGUUCAGUAGUUGUUUUUUUUCAAAUUGUAGUUGUUUUAAAUGCAUGCAUGGUCAAUUUUGGGCUAUAUGAUUAUUGAAAAAUAGUAGCCAAGCAAUGUCAGAAUAUUCUUAUACUGUGAAAAUGUUUAUCCUACCUUCGUAUUAUGAAGUAAAAUAUCCCAUUUCAUACCAAAAUUUUCGUAUUUGGAAUAUGCCCACAUUCGAUCAGCUCGAUCCUUUUCAAAUUUUUAUUUCGCUCAUGAUGAAUCUUUAAAGCCCUUUUUUCCUUCAUCAGAUAUACAGAAAAUGAAUCCAACAAUGUCUUCAAAUCAUCAAGUUGUUUAGGAAUGCAGAAAACAUUUUUUACUUUAGUUUUUUCAGCUCUUUUUUGCAUAAACAUUCCAAUUCCAUUUUUAUUGACAUUAUAUUAAAAUUAAUGUAUACGGGGGGUACGCGCAUCACACAAAGAUCAGGGGCGCUAUCUCCGUUUCACCGCCCUUGUUUUAUAGCGCCCUGCUUCAGCGUAUGAUUAUCAGCUUCAAUGUUUAUCACUUUUCCGAAAGAAUGUUAAACGCCAAAGUGAUAAAUUUCAUGUGUCCAACGCAAAAUGUAGGCGUAUUGGAAAGAUCCUUUCGCAGGAUAAAUCUCGCAUUGCCUGCGACCUUUUCUGAAGCAAACAUGGAUCUACUGAAAUAGAAGACUUGGUGAUUAGCUGGCAUAAACGCAGUCUACCCCCCCCCCCCACCGUAACACUAAUUUAAGAUAGCACAGCGGUACAAAAUCCGCUCAAUCUUUGUAAUUUUUACUUUCUAGACGUGCCCAUUGACAACAGCCGCUCCACUGCAAUCGAUUUUGAUAUUCAAAAUACAUGUCUAAUUCAUGGCUUUGCUGGUUUCUUCCGAACUGUUUUGUAUAAAGAAUUGUGUUUAAGUAAGUUACGCGUACAGUAACAAUACAUGCUACAUGGUUAAAUAAUUCAUUGUAGGAAUACAACAGAAUUGUGAGUUAUGUACAAGGUUAAUUAGAUGAUAAAAAAUGGAAACUAUCAACGCAGCUAAGAAUUUGCUGGUUGGAAACGUUCGUUUCCUUCAUUGGUCGUUACUUGCAUGUAAUACUGUAGUAAAGGCUGGUAUUCACUAUCAAAGUUUCUGUGAUCACAGUAGGAAUUUUUGCACGGGUAAAUUGAAAGUUUUGGAGGAUUUGUAAGAACUGUUUGAUGGAGCUGACUCAGUGUUUGUUUGAGGAAAUUGACUCGGUGUUUAAAGGCCUGAUUCAACGGGCGCUUUUUCUCGGCGAAAUGCGAAAUAUUUCGCCUGUUUCUUUUGAAUUGCGACCACUCGAAUAAAUUAUUUCUACUUGAUUGCCAACAAUUCAAAAGAAACAGGCGAAAUAUUUCGCAUUUCGCCGAGAAAAAGCGCCCGUGGAAUCAGGCCUUAAUACUGAGUCAGUUCCCUCAAACAAUUCUUACCAAUCCUUCAAAACUUAGAAUUUACCUAUGCAAAAUUUCUACUGUGAUUACAGAAACUCUGAUAGUGUAAGCCACCAGCCUUAAGACGUAAAAUGCGAAAGACCUGAAAUGUGAUCUGUGUUUGUUUGAAGGUAUUGUUCCCGCUGAUCAUUCAGACGGCAUGUUUAGCUGGUUUCCUAUAUUCUUCCCAGUUCAGGUAAGCGACAUACUGUACACGGCAAAAAACGCCGAGACCGUUGCUCAACAGGACUGAACAAUGUUUUGCUGCCCACGUUGUUCACACUUGUCAACAAUAUUGAACAAUGUUGUUGAGCCUGAAUCGGGUGUAACAAUAUUGUUCAAUGUUGUUGACAGCUAUGAACAAUGUGGGCAGCAAAACAUUGUUCAAUCCUGUUUUCAUCAGUAUUACAUCAACCCGAGCAUUUUUUGCCGUGUAGACGACUUUGAGUUUAUGCGAGUCUAUAUGGGGCAAUCGUCAGAGAAAGCGCCUUUCACCUCCGAGAUCGCGGGUUCGACUCUCACUACAGGCUCAUGACACUCGUGUGAAAAGAGUCAACGCUCCACCGAAAGUCGUAGGUUUUCUCCGGGCGCUCCGGUUUCCUCCCACAGGGAAUGUUGACAGGGUGGGUUGGGAUUAGCCCACUAUCUGACCCUUCCAUCGUAGCGGUGUUUCGUGAUCAGACAUGAGUCACAAGGUGGCUGCCAGAGACGCCCUUAGAAAAAUCAUUCAACUCAUGCAGGUUGACCGUGCGUCCUUCGCAAUUCAGCUUAGCUCUCAGCUGCAAGCUAGGAAGGAUGAUUAGCACACCCGCACUUACCUAUAAAUAUAAACCUGCUUGCUUUGCUUAAACCAUGGAUAAUAAAAUACAUGGAUAGGAAACUAGCUGACGUGACCUAAUGUUUUCAAUGGGAUGAUGGCGUUGAAACCUAGUUGCAAACCAAAUUCUCAAAAACGGCAUGUUUAGCGAUAAUACAGCUAAACGUUUUAGUCAAAGAGCAAAUAAAUAUAACUAGGCAAUUCUACGAUGAAAUCUCUAAGUAUUCCCGGUCAAUUUUAGCAAAUAUUUCAAGCACUAAACAGUGAAAAAUGCAUCGCAAAUUUCGUAAAAAUUGGCGACGCCAAUUUCGUAGCUACAAAUGUAAAAAAAUACAAAACAAAGACGAAAAACAUUUACCUUGAAUACUUUGUCGUGGCUUGGGCAUGUUUUUAAAACAAUUAAACCAGUUUAUGCUUCAAUAUUACUCUUUUAAAGCGGAAAAUAUAGCAAAACAACAAAAAUGCUGAGAACUUUGGCAAUACACGUGACGUCACAGAUUGCAACUAGGUUUAGACUGUGACGUCAGGAAGUUUCCUAUCCAGUUAUUUUACAAUCCAUGCUUAAACGAAUUAGUAUUUAAAACGAAAUCAUUACUAUGAUAUUAAGACUAUGCAUUUGGCUGAUGAAUCAUUAAUGAUUUAAUGGAAGAAAAUUCUUAGAAAAAAAUUUUUCUCUUUGAUUUAAUCAUUCAAAGUAUUCUGCAUAUUUUUAUUCCAGCAUCCUAUAUACCUGACAGAAAGCUCUACGCUUCGCGUUCACUGUUGGCGUAAGGUAUCCCGAACGAAGAUCUGGUACGAAUGGUGCAUCUCUAAACCACACCCAAUCCCCAUACACAAUCCCUCCGGACGAUCUACUUUUAUAGGACUGUAACAGAGAACACCCUCUCCCUCAUGGACAGAGAGCUCAUUGGAAGAACAAGACCGCCAAGUUGUAGAAUCGUGGAAAAAAGUGACACGUACUCGAAACCGCACAACUAUAAAAAUGCUCUGGAAGCGAAGUUUACUGGAAGUGUUCCUAUUCAAAGUAUCCUUCAUUCUUCUCUUGCGUUAGAAAAAUACAGUGCAACGUUGCACUUCUGUUAUUUUUUAAGCACGUGUACAGUGGCAGAUAGACUGUAAUUUAUUGACUCUCAAUUUCAUUUUCCCAUGACAGUUGGAAAGUCUUUUAUUCGAAUGUUAGUUGUCAGCAACAAUUCUAGCCAACUGUCCGAUGUCGGUAUGAGCAAAUGUUUGUAUCGCUAAUCUUAACCCAUAGUUUUAUUGUUAUUAUUAAUAUAACUCUCCAUUUACAUGUAAAACAACUGCUAUCAAUAACAAAAUAUAAAACCCAAACUAUAUAUCUAUCUACCAAUAAAAUAAUAAAGAUUGGAUCCCAUUCCACUAAGCGAUAGAUCGCAAUUUUGA
This is a messenger RNA of Paramuricea clavata, 14157 nucleotides long. The record is from the annotation of a GenBank genome assembly. NCBI's taxonomy places the organism in Eukaryota, Metazoa, Cnidaria, Anthozoa, Malacalcyonacea, Plexauridae.